Molecule: messenger RNA, 13401 nt
Organism: Leptopilina boulardi
Lineage: Eukaryota; Metazoa; Arthropoda; Insecta; Hymenoptera; Figitidae
Gene: KCNQ
Product: potassium voltage-gated channel subfamily KQT member 1-like
Exons: 15
Coding region: 2231-4675 (814 amino acids)
Biological process (GO): potassium ion transport; transmembrane transport
Cellular component (GO): membrane; voltage-gated potassium channel complex
Molecular function (GO): voltage-gated potassium channel activity
Source: RefSeq, a predicted model, not a curated record
AUAAUAAAUAAAUAAAUCGUGUCCACCUCAAGGGCAAAGCAACGAAAUCGACUUUUUUUCUAGCUUCCAACUCGUCAAUCGCGAAUUUGUAAAUGAAAAUUGUUUAUUUUUUUGGAAUUUUAAUUUUUUUUUGUGUGGAAAGUCGAAUUUUUAAUGUAGGCUCAUUUUUAAGAAUUUAAUUAGUGAUAUUUUUGUACAAUGAAAAGAUAUUUCGAAUUUAAAAUUGUUAAUAAAAAAAAUUAUCAAAUAAUUUAGAAGAAGAAGGAGCAGCAUUAUGAUAAAAUCAAGAAAAAGUAGAUGGUGCCAAAGAAAUUUUUUUUGAAUUUAAUUAAAUUUUACCAUUUGAAAAUAGUGAAAGGAUUUUUAAAUUAGCGAAUUUUUUUAAUGGAAAAAAAGUUAAUUAAAAAGUUUUAGAAUUUGACGAAUCAACAAAAUAUUUACAUACUUGAAGAAACUCAACAAUUUUUAAUUUUAGAAGCGUAAAUGAUUGCGAAGAUUUUUAAUUUAAAGAAGAAGAGAAAAAGAUCCAUUUGCACAUUAAAGGAACCAAAUUUUUCAUUAAUUAAAAAGAAAGAGAAGCAUCAAUAAUUUAUCUUUGGAAGAAGUUUAAAAAAAUCAAUUAAAGGAUAAUGAAGAUGUUAUUAAACUUUUCAAAUUAAGAAAAAUUAUCAAAAUUCGUAAUUUAAAGGAAUGCAGUCUUUUUUUUAUAAAUCUAUACGAGAUUUCCUCAAAGAUGAUCGAUUUUCUGAACAUUAUAUUUAUAAUUGAUUGUUAUUUUUGAAAAAUUGAGUUUACAGAUUCGAAAAUUUUAAAUCAAGAUGGAAAUUAGAAUGAUCAGAAAAACCGAUUUGUAGAUGAAAUUAUUGUAUCCUUUGCAUCGCGUCUCCUCGAGAAUGCAAUCGAGGUCGUUGAGAUUGGCGCGAAAAACUGUGGGUUGUGAUUUAUUCAAGAAAAUACUCAGGUGAGAUUUGUGUUUAAAUGUGGAUGCUUUCCAGCAGGUUUUCGAAGAUCUCGCGCAUAUUUAUAGAAUCAUGUUCAGAUUUUUAAGAAAGUCUAAAAAUUUAAAAAAAACAAAGGACGCUAACAAUUUAAAAGGGAAAUAGGAAUUCUAAGGAAUGUUGAGAAUUUAAAGAAAGAGGGAAGAUUCAAAAGAAAAUGAGAAGAAAAAUAUAAAGAAAAAGAUGCUAAAGAUUAAAGAUGUUGAAAAAUUACAAACAAUGUCCGACAAUAACUACAGAGAUUCUUAAAAUUUAAUGUAAAUGCAUAGAGUACCAACAUGAAAAGAUAUUGAAUAUUUCAAUAUGAAGAAUAAUGAAAAUUUUUUGAAGUAGAUGUUAAAAAUUUCAAAAGGAUGCUGAAAGUUUUCGAGGAAUAAGAUAUGAUCCUAAAGAAAGAAUUGAUAAUUCUUUCUUGUAAAUUAUUCUUCUUUCUUUAUAAAAGAAAAAAGAGUUGAAGAAUAAUUUGUGACUAUGAUCUGAUUUGAUUCACGAAUUUUACAAUAGACAAAACCUUUAGGGAAAAGUUUCUCCACAAAUGAGGAAAAAGAUUUAAAGAAAUAGAAAUUAGAAUUCUAUUACAGAAUAAAAUUCACAUGAAAGAAUGAAUUUUGAAAAAAAAGAAGAUCGUCUAAAGAAUUUUCAAAAUCAUACCAAGGAUUAAAUCAACAAUUCCCGAAGUUUCAGAAAAAAAUUAAGAAUCCAAAUGUUUAGUACACUUUUUGAAAUAGCAUCUGAAAACAUCCAAAGAAUCACCAUCAGAAUCUCAAGAAGCAUCUCAUAGUAAAUCCAAAAAAAAUUAUUCUCAAAUUUUUCUAGAAACAAAUCAAAAAAGGAUUAUUUCCUCUCGAGAAAAAAAAUUGCUUCAACAAAAACUAAUAAUAAUUUGGCAAGAAUUCAUUUUGUGAAAAAAUGUUGAAAAAAGAAGUGAAAAAAUUUUCUUAUGAAGGAAAAUUGUGAAAAGAUUGGAACUAUUUGUAAAGUGAAGGAGGAGGAAGAAGAAGAAGAAGAGCAGGAAGAGGAGAAGGAGAAGAAUCGUGAGGGAAGUUUAAAAGUGAUUCAAUGCAUAUCCUUAGGGACUUGAUGAUAAAAAUAAGUUGGUGGUUAAGAUUUGUUAACAAAACCGAAUGCACAACAAUGGACAUUCGGAUUUUAGUUAACAGAUCGCUUAUUGUGAUUAUUGAGAACAUUAAUUUUAUUGGCCUUAAAAAAUUGGCCACGAGAAAUAAUUCGGAAUGCUGCAGGCUGUUAUGCUAGGUAGUGCUCCUGAACAAGGCAGACGAGAGUGGUAUCCAAAAUUUUAUCUUCACAAUCGUCGCCUCGAUUUCAGGAUGAAUCGCGGUGAACAGGAGACCUUGUUUCGUCAAAGUCGACAAUUAACGCGCAUCGUUCCUUCACAUGAAGAUCUUGUGCUCAGUGUCCUUAAAUCGCCAAUUAAUCAACAAUCACAAUAUGGUCAUCAUCAUCAUCAUUAUUCCCAGGAGCAUCAUCUUAACUGCCAAGCACAUCCCAAUCACAAAAAGUGCCAUCAUCAAGGUCGCGCGUACAACGACAGUCUUCCACAAAGCAAGGACCAAUGCUCUAGGCUGACAGAAAAGCGAUACAGCGCCGCGGCCGCCUACGCUGCCCUACAAGGCAGCGAAGACGAGCUCGUCGCUGGCGAAUCAGAGGAUGUGGCACUGAAAACACCCGGUAGUGAAACUGAGGAUACCGAUAAUGGAACGCCAAUGGAUGAACCCCCGCGGAAGUUCACUUUCCUGCGUAGAUUUCGUUCGCCGCGUUUUAGCGAGACUCAUCAUAAACGUGUCCCAACACCAAUGAGGCGAAAGCAUCGUCGACGACGAAAUAAGGACGACAACAAUGACAAUGGACAGGAGGAAGAGCCACCGAGUCCGGAUCAGGUUGGCGUUCCCGAUCCCUAUUAUCCAAUUUAUCUUCCCAUCGAUCAGGCAUUCAAGGCCAAAUAUGUGUUCCAUCAUAAAAAAGGGAAAACCUUCCAGGAAAGGCUUUAUGUUUUUCUCGAACAUCCGGGUGGUUGGCUGUGCUUCAUCUAUCACUUCACUGUGUUCAUGGUGGUAUUGGUGUGCCUCAUUUUCAGCGUUCUCUCAACAAUAGAGCAGUACAGUAAUUUCGCAAACGAAACCUUGUUUUGGAUGGAAAUAUGUUUAGUGGUAUUUUUUGGUGUCGAGUAUUUGGUACGACUAUGGAGCGCAGGUUGCCGAUCGAAGUAUAUGGGAUGCUGCGGGCGACUGAGGUUUAUAAGAAAACCGAUAUGUAUUAUAGACUUAAUUGUGGUGGUAGCGUCAAUGGUGGUGCUAUCAGUAGGAAGCAACGGACAAGUUUUCGCCACUUCAGCCAUUCGAGGUAUAAGAUUUUUACAAAUUCUUCGAAUGCUUCAUGUCGAUCGACAAGGUGGCACUUGGAGGCUUCUUGGUUCCGUUGUCUUCAUUCAUCGUCAGGAACUUAUUACGACUUUGUACAUAGGAUUCUUGGGGCUCAUUUUCAGCAGUUACUUUGUAUAUUUGGCAGAAAAAGAUGCGGUUGGACCAAAUGGAGAGCAAAAAACGGAUUUCGCGAGUUACGCUGAUGCACUUUGGUGGGGAGUGAUCACUGUCACGACAAUUGGUUAUGGUGACACGGUACCACAAACAUGGAUGGGAAAAAUUGUCGCCUCGUGCUUUAGUGUCUUUGCAAUUUCAUUUUUUGCACUUCCAGCUGGUAUUCUUGGUUCGGGUUUUGCAUUGAAAGUGCAACAAAAGCAAAGGCAGAAACACUUUAACCGUCAAAUUCCAGCGGCUGCAAUGUUAAUACAAUGUUUAUGGAGGUGUUACGCGGCAGAUAAGGCCAUCAACAGUGUUGCUACGUGGAAUAUUUACAUAAAGGAUCCAACGCCAGCCGGGCAACCAUCAACACCAUUGGGAAAGUUGAUUUGUGUAAAGAAGAUGUCUCUGAUGAUCCAGGUGGCCAAAAAGGCGAGUGUCCUGAAGAGGCGAAAAUCCCGUAAUCGAAUGGACGUACAACAAAGUCAACAACAACAACAACAGCAACAACAACAACAGGCAUUGCCGCCGGUAACGAUAUCCGGUGGUGGCACAACUGCAGGGCAAAAUGGCUCACAACAACGAAUGGAGAACGAGAACGAUGUAGUCUUCUACAUGGAGGAGCCAAAAGCAAGCACGCCUAAUAGAGCGAGAAGAGACAAUCGGGGAAGCCUCUUCACUUCGCAAACGAGCUCUGUGACGGAGGCUGCCAGCGACGAAAUUGACAUUGACAUCGAGGAGCCCCAAAGAGUUACCACGUUAACGGAGGCACAUCGAAAUGCCAUCAGAGCAAUCAGAAAGAUCAAAUACUUCGUGGCCCGUAGAAAGUUCCAACAAGCUCGCAAGCCCUACGAUGUGCGGGAUGUAAUCGAGCAGUACAGCCAAGGACACCUCAACAUGAUGGUGCGAAUAAAGGAGUUGCAGAGGAGGUUGGAUCAAACCCUGGGUAAACCAGGAAGCUACCUGGCAGGCAUCGACCGCGCAGGCAACGUAAAGCCCAUGACGAUUGGCGCACGUCUUUACCGCGUGGAGCAGCAGUUGGCGGUGAUGGACAAAAAACUUGAUCAACUUGUCCACGUGGUAAAUGCACUGGCACAGAAAUUACAAAUUCCCUUGAGAAGCGUCGAGGAUGAUGUGUAACAAAUAGCCCCCGCCGAUUUUACGCUAUCACCAAAACUUAUUAAAUGCUUUAUUCCUUAAUUAAAAUAAGCGUAAACCAAAAAAAAAAAAAUAAAUAAGCAAAAUAUAAAAAGUGUUCAGCGGAAAUCGGUGAAAAUUCCACUUUUUUGAAGAUCGAAUUUGAUUUUUCCAUCUUCAUAUAUCUACCCAUAUUCUUCUCCAUUGAUGACAAGACGAAUGGAUUUGCGAUUAAAAAUUCUCAAAAUCGUAAACACAAGGAAAGUGGCCUUCACCCGAUUACUGUUGAAUAUCAUACAGUGCUAUGCGGAAAGAGGAUGAAAAUGUGAGAGUUUAUGCAUCGAUUGAGCGGCGUAGUGCGACGACGGCAACUUUUCAAAGGAACGAGGCAAAUUUCUUCGAAUAAAUUCGCGACCAAUGCAAGUAACUGAGACAAUUUUUCCGUUAUAGAUGAAGAGAGUUAUCUUCUUAAACAAAAAAAAAACUCGUAAAAUUAUUAUUAUUAUUAUUGAUGCUAUUAAAUUAUUCAGUGAAUUUUUUUUUACUAAUAUGAAAUGAGUAAUUUGACGAAAGUAUAAUAUAUAUAUAUAUAUAUAUAUAUAUAUAUGUUUUAUUUGAGAUCGUGGAAUAAUUUAAUAAUAUCAUUAUAAUGAUAUUGUGAUUAGUGAAAGUGGCUCAAAAUAUGUUUGCAAUUGAGUUUUGUUGAGGGGGGUGGGAUUGGGGUAGGUGGGCUAUAAUGUUAAUGAAAUCCGACAAAGAUAGAAGAAACGAAAAAAAAAAUAACUUCUUCAGCUCAUUGUCCUUACAAAACUGAUAUUGAUAAGACAUAUCUUCGAUUUAAGUAUCGUUUCUUAUACGAAAUAGGUAAAUAUCGGAUACAAGCGGAUUAACAAAGUUCAUAUAUCUAUUUUUUUCUAAUUAAGACGCCUGUCAAACAAAAAAAAAAUAAACAGGUAACGAAGCUAUACGCACAGAAAAGUCACAAAAUGACGCAAAGAUAAAGAUUUCACGAAAUUCUUAAAAUUAAAAAAAAAGAUACAUUGACAAUUUUUUUAUUUCUAAUUUUAAUUUUUAUCCUUUUCUUUUUUUUGUGUAAAAAGAAAAAAAUAAAAUUAUAAAAUAAAAAUAUAUUAAAAAAAUUGUUAAUGAAAAAUUUGUGAAAUCUGUGUAUAAAUGAUCUUUGCGUCAUCUGCACAAAAAAACAGAAAAAAAAAAAUUUUUAAUGGAUCAGAUUCACAGCUUCGUAAGUUUGCACCAAUAAAAUAAUUUCACCUCGUGUUCGUUCCAAGAAGAAUCGAGUCGAAAAAAAAUUUAUCACCGAAUGAAUCAAUGAAGGAUAUAAAAAAAAUGAGUCAAUCGUAUUAAGUAAAUGAUCGGUUUAGCGUUGUGCAAAAAAUAUUAAUUAAAAAAAAAUACGUCACGUUAACGCUAGUCCGGUCUUCUAAAUUUAUACUUACUAAUAAAAAAAAAAAUAUUAAUUAAUCUUAAUUCUAGAUGUAAAUUUAUCUCGCUAUAAGUAUCGUAAAAUUAGUCUUCGAUACACCAAAGAAUCGCAGUAAUAAAUUAUGAUAAUUAUAAGAAUUUUAGUAUAAUAUAAAGUCACACUGUAAAUAUUAAUUAUAAAAUUAUAUUAAUUGAAAAUAAGCAAAACCAAAAAAAAAAAACAAAACAAAACGUUAAUUCGAAAUAAGCACCGAUUAUCGCUCGAUCUUAUAAAUACACUAUAUACAUAUUAAUAUAUGUAUAAUAUAUAAAUAUAUAUAUUUUAUACUAAAAAAAAAAAAUAAGUAUGAAAAACGUCGCCGAUACGAUAUUAUUUUCUCCGAAUCGAUUGCACGCAAUUUUUAUAUAAAUAAAAAAAAUAAAUAAAUACGAACUUAAUUUAUCCGGAUUAUGCUUUAAAAAAUUUUCGAUCGAUAUAAUUGAAAAAAAAAUUUUUCCUAAUUAAUAAUUAUUCUCCCAAAAAAUUAAUAAUUAUAUUUUGAUUUGAUCGAUUAUUUAUCAUUUUAAGAGGUAAUAAUUUUAGAAUAUAUUUUGUUUUUUUACAUUUGUCAUAAAAAAAUUAGUGAACAAAACAAUUUUUUAUUUAUUUAAUUGACAUUUUGAAAAAUUCCUAGAAAAAAAAUGUAAAUAUUAGUAUAGAAAGGCGCAAUAAUUAAUUAAUUUAAUUAAUCAAUCAAUUAAUUUAAUUCAUCAAACAUUUAUGAAUUAAAGUAUUAAUUAAUUAAUUACGUUACUAAUUAAUUAUUUAUAAGGUUGGUUAAUUAAUGACAAUGCCAAUAAAUGAAUUCUAAUUAAUAAUAUCGUUAAUUAAUUAAACCGCCUAAUCAAUUAAUUCAAUUCGCUAAUUAAUAUACUAGUCGAUUAAAUUAUCUCUCCUUCGUUUAAAAAAAAAUCUCUUAAUGGUAUUUUUAAUAUUACCCAAUAAUAAAAAUAAUAAUAAUAAUAAUAGGAAUAAUAAUUAAUCAAAUAUUUAUUGCAAAUAAGAGUAGGGUCCAAUGUAAUUGCAAACCGGAUUAAAGAGAUCUAAAGUUUUUGAUGAUUCCGCACUUUUCUUGAAAAAUUAAAAAAAAAAAAAACUAUUUCACCCGUAGUUUUUGAAUUAAUUUUUUUUUUCAAAUCUUUACUAAUUUCAAUAAAAAUAAUUUGAAUUUUUUUCAUUAAUUUAUCUUUAAAAGAAAUAUUAAACCGUUUAACGAAGAUAUUGAAUGUUUAUUUAUUUUUUUAUUAGAAAAAGAAAAUGUGCGUUUAUAUAGAACAAUAGAACAUGCAUUAGUGCCUGUUACCCUCGUUAUUAUGUCUCAUGUCUAAUGACUUAACGAUAAUAGGAAGUAAAGUCAUGAUAUAAUCAAUAUCAUCAAUUAGAGCAGUGCCAGCUUAUAACAAAGGAAGCGACAUUAAUGAUGCCUUUUAGUGCAUUUGAUAACACCGUUUAUAUUAUAGAUUCAAUUUGCGCGCUUUUUUGAUUCAAAAAAAAGUUCUUUAAUUACUUAUUAAUCAUUUCUUUGUUUAAAAUUUUUUAUUAAAAAUUGCUUAUUUUUAAAAUUUUUUACUUUAUACGAUAGAAAUUGGGCGGAGCUUCUUCUAUAUUGUAACAUUAGAGGAGUAGUUACCUUGUAGUGGGUGGAGCUAAUUAUAUAUUGCAACAAAGUGGGAGGAGUUUCCUUUUAGUGGGUGGAACCUCUUUUAUAAUACAAAAAUGUGGAAGGGGUUUCAUUACAGUGGGAGGAGCCUAUUCUAUACUGCAACAAUAUGGGAGGAGUUUUCCUCAGUGGGUGGAGCUUCUUCUAUAUUGUAACAGUAGGGGAGGAGUUUUACACUCAAUGGGCGGAGCAUCUUCUAUAUUGCAACAAUAUGGGAGGAAUUUCUCCCUCAGUGGGCGGAGCGUCUUCUAUAUUGUAACAGUAGGGGAGGAGUCAUCUUAUAGUGGGUGGAGCUAAUUCUAUAUUGUAACAAAGUGGGAGAAGUUUACUUUUAGUGGGCGGAACCUCUUUUAUAUUACAACAAUGUGGGAGUGGUUUCAUUACAGUUGUUGUAUAUUUCAACAAUAUGGGAGGAGUUUUCCUCAGUGGGCGGAGCUUCUUCUAUAUUGUAACAGUAGGGGAGGAGUUUUACUCUCAAUGGGCGGAGCUUUUUCUAUAUUGCAACAGGGGAGGAAUUUCUUUUUAGUAAGCGGUGUUUUCAAUCUAUAAAUUAGAAAAUGAAGGCGGAACUUCCUGUUUUAUUUUUCAAUUGUUAUAUUUCCGAAAUUUUAUACACUGAACAAAUUGACAAUCAUGGUUAAAAAUUAGUAAUCAACAAUAUUGUUAUUCUAAUAAUAAUAAUCAUUAAAGUGGAACUAGUGAGCUAUUCUAAAUCCUUAUUAUUAAAUGCUUGAAUGAAGAAUGUUGCGCGCAUGACACGCAAAGAGUGGGGAUAGCGUGCGAGGACCAAUCAGAGAGCUUUAUUCACAUAGUGCGCGCGCAACAAAAGUCGAGCGGGGUGGGAAAGUUAAAAAAAAAACAAUCCACUAACACUAGUUCAGCCUCUACUAAUCAUUCUACUGACCAUUCCAAAUGUGCUUUUACCAAAAAAAAACAACAAUCUCUUAUUUGUAUGAAGAUUUUUAUAAACAAAAAAAAAUUAUGAACUCUAAUUUUGACAAUUACUAUAAUAAAAAAUAAUAAUUUUACUGCAAAAUAGUGACAAUUUAAACAUCGUUAAUAAUAAUAAUAAUAACAACAACGUAACCAAGGGACGAAGUUAAAAAAUAGAAAACAAGAAGCGUAUAGAAAAAAAUGUACUAAAAAUUUCAAUAAUUAAAUUAUUAGUGCUUCAGGUAGUAAAUAUAAUUUUUUUUUUAAAAUAUAAUCUAAAGUUAUUAUUUUAAUUAAAUAAUAAUUUAUUAUAAUUUCUAACGGGGAGGAAAAAAAAUCAAUUUCUUUUUUUAACACACUAGAAAAGAUAUUGUGUGGAAUCGUUAGACGUAAAUUUUUUGAUCAGAAUGAUCUCAAAAAAUAAAAGAAACAAGAUCUCAGAGCAAGUAGUGUUCGCGAAUCGGCCGAAAAUGUGCAUAAUACAAAUUUCUAUCAUUCUAGAAAUAAUGAUAAAAAUUCAAUUGAUUAUACACACGCUUAAUUAAAUAUGUAUACUUUUUACAUAUAUAUUAUACAUAUAUAGAAAGUAGGCAUCGCUGUAUAUUUACCAAAAUAAAAAAAAUAAAUAGAUUUUAGCUCAUGUACAUUGCUUCGAAUUAGUAUAUUUAAAAAAUUUAAAUAAACAAAAAAAAAUAUAUUAAAUCGUUAGCGAAUGAUUUUUAAAAAAUUCAAUAUAAAUAUAUACAUAUAAUAACGUGAAAAAGAAUUGAAAAAAAAAAUUAAUAAAAUAUAAAACUAGACAAAACGAAUCUUUUUAGACUUUACGAGUUAAUCUUAUUGCCAUCCAUGGCUUAGAAUGUGAUAUUAUCACGUGACCUAAAUUUGCAGACAAAGGUCAAUAAUAAAACUUUAUAUAUCUAUUGGUCUAAAAAAAAAUCACAUGAUUGCCUCUCGCAUGAAUUUUUAAAACAAUUUUUCCACCUUAUUAUAAUUUGGUAGAAAUUUCGUCGAUUUAGUAUACUCAUCUUUCGCUGAAAUAUAAAUCUUUUUCAUCAAACACAUUUUCUACCUCCAGAGUCAAUCCUCUCAAAGUUUUUUUUUUUUUUCAUAGUAAAUAAUCAAAUUUUUCGCCUCUUUUCUGCUGAAUUUUUUUUUUUUUUUUAUUUAGAUUGUCAAUUUUUCCAACAUAAACGACCAAAGGCAGCAUUUCUUCCGUCAAUAAACUUUUAACUACAAAAAUAAUAUACAAAUUUCGAAUUUUCAAAAAAAAAUAAAAUAAAUGGGUCCAAAACUCGUAAAAAUUUUAACCAAAUUAUUUCGAUGAAAUUUUUGAAAAACAAGAAACAGCAUAAAAAAAUUAAUUACAUAUAUAUAAAUAUCAAGUAAGGUACUGCAUUGAUUUUCAAUAAUGAAGCGUUGAGAUUUUCUUGAAAUUGUUAAUUUUCCAACUAAAGUUGAUUAGGAAGUUAUCGGCUAAAUCGACUCACACACUGAUUGAAUCAAUAAUUUCUUGAUUUACAAAUACCCGAGGCAUUUAUUAUUAUCUAUCAGUUUCAUUUGAUAGCUCUUCAAAUAUCACGUUUAAUUUCAAUUUCCUGAUUUUAAUUUUGAUUUUUUUUUCUUUUUUUAUGUGAUAAAUUUCAUAAAUUGACAUAAAUACAAAAAAAAAUGAACACCAAAAUAAUUUAGAACUCAUUUUUUCUGAAAAACAAAAUUUUAAAAAUUUAUAAAUUCGAGAACAAUUUUUUAUUAUUAUAAAUCCAUAAUGGUCCGAAUAUAGAGUUUUUCAUGUUUUUUUUACGAUUUAAACGAAACUCUAUGUUUUUUUCAUAUAAUGGACGGAGCAUCUCCCUCCGUGUGGGUGGAGCUUUCCCCUCCCAUUCUGUAAUUUGAAUAAAGUGGGCGGAGCUUCUUCAUGUCCAGAAAGCAGUGGGUGGAAUUGUCCUUCCUUUUUGUACAAAAUGGGCGGAGUUUUCCAUCCCACUCUAUGAUAUAGAUAAAAAAGGGGCGGAGCUUAUUUCCAUGUUCAAAACAGAGUGGGCGGAGACUGCCCCUUUCAGUCUAUAUUUACAAUAAUAUGGGAGGAUCUUCUGCCUCUUUGUUCAAAACAGUGGGCGGAGUCUAAAGUGGGAGGAGCUUCCCGUCCUUAGAGAUUAAAAAGGGGCGGAGCUUGUCCCAUUUGGGCGGAGUUUCUCCUCCUACUAUAUACUAAAAUUAAUGUGGGCGGUGCUUAUAUUCAUGUUUAGAAAAAGGGGGUGGAGCUUUUCUCUUACAAUGGUAAUUUCGCAUAAUGUGGGCGGAGUUUCAUCUCACAUUCUAUACUUAUGUGGGCGGAGCAUCCGCCUACAUGGGCAAAAAGUGGGAUGAAUUCCCCUCUCAUUUUAAUAAUAGUGGGAGAAGCUUUUAGUUUAGAACGCAAGUGGGAGGGGUUUCUCCUCCUAAUCUUUCCCUUUUCUUUCUGCAUGAAUCUUUUUCUGCAUUUUUCGGACGUGAUCAAAUUAUUAUUAAUCUUUAUAAAAAAAAAUGGUUUUUUCUAAUUUACCUUGAAUUGUAAAACAAUGAGGGAUGACUAUCACAUUAGAACGCUUUAUAAAUUUACUGUUAUUUAUAUCUGGAAAUAAAUUUUUCCACGCUACUUCGCUCGUACCUUUUUACUUACAAUUAGUUGUUAUUUAUAAUUAAACAAAGGAACCAAAAUUUCUGUUGCAAAUUCUCUAACUCCGAUUAAAAAAAAAAAAAAAAAAUUCUUUUUUUUUGCAAAUUUAUUCGGACCAAUUAUAUUGUUCAAGAAAGACAAGUUUAUAUUUAAAAUAAUUAAAAAUUCUCGAAACAAUAAUCAAUGCUUAUUGUGGUAAUAAAAAAUUUCUACGUAGAAAUUAAACUUUUUGACAAAAAAAAAUACUUUACUAUAUACAUACAAUUUUCCCGCGUCUAUUGAAAGAAAAAUUAAAUAUGUUUUUAUUUUCUUUUUUUGAAUUUUUCAAUGAAUAAAAACAAAAAUAAAAUGACAUAUUAAAACCCUAACAAUUUAAUCAUAUCACCGUAGAUGCCUAAAAACUAUAUAGUUAUCUUCUAAUAAGCAGAAAAAUACUGUCAACGUUAAUUUUCUGAUGACUUUGAAAGUAUUCAUGUUUCUUUUUAUCACACUGACAAAGUCAUCAUGAAUCCAAAACUAUCUCUGUUUUCUCAUUAACUAUUAUAUAUAUAUAUUAUACACUGUACAUUAUCAACUUUAAUUAUAGGAUCGACUAUUAAAGCUAUAUUAUUAUAUUAAUAAUUCUAUUUAUGACGAUACUCUAUUUGUAAAAAAAAAAAUAAUAAUAAUAAUGAAAAAGAGAUUGUAAUAACACUAUUUCGCUGAUUAUUCAGAAUCAUUGCCAAUAAUGAAAUUUCGUUUAUAAAAAAAAUUUUAUUGACUAAAUAUUAUAAAAAAAAAAAUAUCACAAUAAUUGUUUAUCAUAUCAAUUUUUGAAACUGAGUAUUUAUAAUAUUUCGCUGUAAAAUUAAUUUGAUUACAAUUAAUUAAAUAAAUAAAAAAAAUAUAAAUUAAAAUUAAAUGAAAAAUUAAUAAUUUUGACAAUGAUUCUGUAUAUGACAACAAAAAUAUAUUAGGCACUACCACGAACUAUAUAGAAAAUGAAGAUGUGAAUGAUUUGCGAGGUAUAAAAAAAAUUAUAUAAAAGAAAUUUGAAUGUAUGUGUGAUUUUUAGAAUUUUAAUAGCUCCCAAUAUGCGAUCAUCCGUUGCCUCUAAAAACGUUUCUCAAACUUUCACAUUUGUAAAAUUCACAUCGAUAAUAAAAAAAAAUAAUAUAAUGAAAAAAAAAAGAUCUGACAAAAAAAACCCAUUCACAAAAAAGUUUGCGCAGAAAAAUUUUAACUUCGACCUAACCUAUAAAUUAAAAUUUUCCCGCGCAAAAAUUGAUUUUAACGCUUUUGUCAGCUCUAUACUAACUACUAUUACUAUAAUAAUAAUAAUAAAAAAAAAUUCUCCAAGGCAAAGAUUGUUUGCAAGUGUCCUUCCAAUCAUAUAUAUAUAUAUUAUACAAUUAAUGUGGUAGUGCUCCCUCGAUGAUGGGUUUACGACACUUUUAUUAAUUAAUUAUUAUAGACAAUUAGUAAUUUAAAUCGCAUAGCCAAACUGGGAGCAUCACUUUCUUUUUGUGGUCCAUCCACCUUUGCCGAAACGGUACAAAAACAAAAAAAAUAUUUAUAUAUAUACACUCACAAUCAGCCACAAUCUUAUAUUAUGUCCUUAAACGAAAAAGAAAACAAGCAACAAAAAAAAAAUAAACAUUUUUUAAAGAGACUUAUUUGUAGUCUCUGGAUCGAGGAUGGACCAAAGCAUAUAUAAUAUUUAUUGUGAUGAUGCGAGAAAUAGUAUCAUUUAAACUAUGAGAGAGAGAGUGUGUGUGUGUGUGUGUGUGUGUGUGUGUGUGUGUGUGUGUGUGUGAUAGCGCGCGCGAGUGAAAGAGAAGCAUGUGCAUCUUAUACAAAAUGCAUCCUGUCAAAUAUUGUACAUUCGUGACUCGUUCUUUUAUCAUAAAUGCUAUAUUAUAAAUAUAUACAGAAAUACUAUUAUGAGAUAUUAUAUAUAUAUAUAUAGUUAAAGAUUAAAAAAAAAUUAAAUAUACCACAUCUGCUAUUCUCUGGAA